Molecule: messenger RNA, 520 nt
Organism: Sus scrofa (pig)
Lineage: Eukaryota; Metazoa; Chordata; Mammalia; Artiodactyla; Suidae
Gene: SERF2
Product: small EDRK-rich factor 2
Source: RefSeq, marked validated
CUUCCAACGUCGUUCUGAGCGAGGGGACGCAACGGAGGCAGGCCGGAGCCGCUGCCGUCGCCAUGACCCGCGGUAACCAGCGCGAGCUCGCCCGCCAGAAGAAUAUGAAAAAGCAGAGCGACUCGGUUAAGGGAAAGCGCCGAGAUGACGGGCUUUCUGCUGCCGCCCGCAAGCAGAGGGACUCGGAGAUCAUGCAGCAGAAGCAGAAAAAGGCAAACGAGAAGAAGGAGGAACCCAAGUAGCUUUGUGGCUUCGUGUCCAACCCUCUUGCCCUUCGCCUGUGUGCCUGGAGCCAGUCCCACCACGCUCGCGUUUUCUCCUGUAGUGCUCACAGGUCCCAGCACCGAUGGCAUUCCCUUUGCCCUGAGUCUGCAGCGGGUCCCUUUUGUGCUUCCUUCCCCUCAGGUAGCCUCUCUCCCCCUGGGCCACUCCUGGGGGUGAGGAGGUUACCUCUUCCCAGUGUUUUUUAUUCCUGUGGGGCUCACCCCAAAGUAUUAAAAGUAGCUUUGUAAUUCCUUGA